AUGCUCCUCUUGUUCUUCGCGGAAUCAGCUGCAUUUUUGAAGGUGGACACAAAAUUGGAAUUGUUGGCCGCACUGGUUCUCGAAAAAUGUCAGCUACGAGAAGCUGUUCAAGAGAAAGAGGAGAGCCUGAACUCCUUAGUGGUACAAGAUGGAUCAAAUUGGAGCAUGGGACAACGACAGUUAUUUUGCCUGGGUCGAGCAUUGUUGAAGAGGAGGAAGAUAUUAGUGCUGGAUGAAGCCACCGCAUCAAUUGACAAUGCAACAGAUUCAAUCAUCCAGAAAACCAUAAGGACAGAAUUUGCAGACUGCACUGUAAUCACAGUUGCUCAUAGAAUAUCAACAGUGAUGGACUGCACUAUGGUUCUUGCUAUUAGCGAUGGAAGAUUAGUAGAGUAUGACAAGCCAAUGAAGCUACUGAAUGAGGAGGGCUCACUAUUUGGGCAACUUGUGAAGGAGUACUGGUCUCGUUCCAGAAAUGCUAGCGGGCUCUCAGAAGAUUGCCUGAAAAUUGGUAAGAAUUCACUCCAAGUUUUUUUCUACUCCAUUUUCCAGGUUCAAGUUUAUGGAAGGAUAGCUUAUGUUCCUCAGUUAGCAUGGAUCCAAACAGGCACCAUACAAGACAAUAUACUGUUUGGGUCCACCAUAGAUCAACAUAGGUAUCAAGAAGUACUUGAAAAAUGUUCACUAGUAAAGGACCUCGAAAUGCUUCCAUUUGGUGAUCGCACUGUAAUUGGAGAACGAGGUGUCAAUCUCAGCGGUGGGCAGAAGCAGCGAGUUCAACUUGCACGUGCACUAUAUCAAGAUGCAGAUGUGUAUCUCUUGGAUGAUCCGUUCAGUGCAGUUGAUGCACAAACUGCUGGCAGUUUGUUUAAUGAAUAUAUCAUGGGAGCUCUGUCAGGGAAGACGGUCUUACUUGUGACCCACCAAGUUGACUUCCUUCCUACUUUUGGUUCUGUUUUGUUGAUGUCCGAAGGAAAAAUCCUCAAGGCGGCUACCUAUGAUCAGUUGCUGGCUUCCAGUCAAGAAUUUCAAAAUCUUAUCAUUGCACAUAAUGACACUGUUGGUUCUCAGGGAGAGACCGAGUAUGGAUUGCAACAAAGACCAAAAACCUCCAAAGAAGAGAUUCAGAAAUUAAAUGCUCCAGAACAGAUAGGAGCACCUUUAGGAGACCAGUUGAUUAAGCAAGAAGAGAGAGAAACAGGAGACACUGGUCUAAAACCUUAUAUACAGUAUCUGACUCAGAGCAACGGUUUCUUAUAUCUCUUCCUGGCAGUUAUAUGCCACUUCAUAUAUGUAGUAGGGCAGUUGAUUCAAAAUCUUUGGUUGGCCGCUGAUGUACAGGAUUCUAGUACAAGUAUACUGAGCCUGAUCUUAAUAUACACGCUGAUCGGCUGUGGCAUGUCACUCUUCUUGAUCCUUAGAUCUUAUUUAAUUGUUAUUUUAGGUCUUAGGACAUCAAAAUCUACAUUUUUGAAGUUAAUGAUAUCACUUUUCCGAGCACCAGUGUCCUUUUACGACUCAACACCCUUGGGUAGGAUAAUCAGUCGGGUAUCUUCUGAUCUGAGUAUUGUGGACCUUGAAUUGGCAUUCAAAUUCAGCCUUUCUCUAGGGACAACAAUGAGCACGUAUUUUAGCUUUGGAAUAUUGGCAGUUAUUGCAUGGCCAAUCUUAUUUGUCAUUGCACCAAUGAUUUAUGCAACCAUUCACUUACAGAAAUUUUACUUUGCUUCUGCAAAAGAGUUGAUGCGAAUUGAUGGCACAACACGGUCUUCAGUUGCAAGCCAUCUAGCUGAAUCCAUGUCAGGAGCAAUGACCAUCAGAGCUUUUGGAGAGGAAAAUCGAUUCUCCACAGAGCAUUUGCACCUUAUCGAUGCAAAUGCUAGUCCAUUUUUCCACAAUUUUUCAGCAAAUGAGUGGUUGAUCCAACGUCUGGAAGUACUAUGUGCAAUCGUUCUCUCAUCCUCAGCCCUUGCCAUGACUCUGCUUCCUUUUCAAGCUUCUGACUCAGGAUUAAUCGGAAUGGCUCUGUCAUAUGGGCUUUCAUUGAAUGUGUUCGUCGUUAAUUCUGUCCAAAGCCAGUGCAUGCUUUCAAAUUUGAUUGUUUCUGUGGAAAGGUUAGAACAAUACAUGCAUAUUCCCAGUGAAGCUCCUGAAACCAUACAAGGCCACAGGCCAUCGCUCAACUGGCCAACUGUUGGUAGGGUGGAGAUCCAUGAUUUGAAGGUCAAAUAUCGGCCUAAUGCUCCUCUUGUUCUUCGCGGAAUCAGCUGCAUUUUUGAAGGUGGACACAAAAUUGGAAUUGUUGGCCGCACUGGUAGUGGGAAGACAACUCUGAUUAGCGCCUUGUUUCGCCUGGUAGAGCCUACAGAUGGAAAGAUCAUAAUCGAUGACAUAAAUAUAUCUACAAUCGGUCUCCAUGACCUCAGAUCACACUUCGGGAUUAUUCCACAAGAUCCAACCCUUUUUAUUGGACCUAUAAGAUACAAUCUGGACCCCUCAUCCGAGCAUACUGAUCAUGAAAUAUGGGAGGUUCUCGAAAAAUGUCAGCUACGAGAAGCUGUUCAAGAGAAAGAGGAGAGCCUGAACUCCUUAGUGGUACAAGAUGGAUCAAAUUGGAGCAUGGGACAACGACAGUUAUUUUGCCUGGGUCGAGCAUUGUUGAAGAGGAGGAAGAUAUUAGUGCUGGAUGAAGCCACCGCAUCAAUUGACAAUGCAACAGAUUCAAUCAUCCAGAAAACCAUAAGGACAGAAUUUGCAGACUGCACUGUAAUCACAGUUGCUCAUAGAAUAUCAACAGUGAUGGACUGCACUAUGGUUCUUGCUAUUAGCGAUGGAAGAUUAGUAGAGUAUGACAAGCCAAUGAAGCUACUGAAUAAGGAGGGCUCACUAUUUGGGCAACUUGUGAAGGAGUACUGGUCUCAUUCCAGAAAUGCUAGCGGGCUCUCAGAAGAUUGGUAGUGAGAUUAUUUUUUGUAUUACCACGAAAGUGCCUUCAUGAAAAGGAACGUCUGCUAUUAAGCCACGCAAAGUUAACUUCAAUAUGUGGUCCUGUGCCUCGUAAGUUUAGAACUAGAUUGGAACAUGGUCGGUGAAUUGGACGUGAAAUCGAUAUGAAAUUUGUGUUUAUAUUUAUUUAUCGUAAUUUUGG
This is a messenger RNA of Ilex paraguariensis (yerba mate), 3148 nucleotides long. NCBI's taxonomy places the organism in Eukaryota, Viridiplantae, Streptophyta, Magnoliopsida, Aquifoliales, Aquifoliaceae. The record is from the annotation of a GenBank genome assembly.